Dictyostelium purpureum is the source of this 207-nucleotide messenger RNA. RefSeq lists its product as uncharacterized. The record is from RefSeq and is a predicted model, not a curated record. The annotation marks the transcript as partial. The transcript has a single exon. NCBI's taxonomy places the organism in Eukaryota, Evosea, Eumycetozoa, Dictyosteliales, Dictyosteliaceae.
CCAAAUUUUACAACUAAGGAAACAACAAUCAAAAUUCAAGUUCCAGGUGGUGGUGAAGGCAAAGCUAAAAUAGAAAGCUUAGAAACUGAACCAGAAACACGUGUAUUUCAAAACUCUGAUGAAUUCUCUUGUAUAUAUUAUGGUUCUCUAUUAACCAUCUCCAAUAUAGGAAAUACACCCUUGAUCGUUACCUCUAAUUGUAAUUAA